CCAUCCAACCUCUGUUCCUUAGGGACAAGCUGACAGAGAUGGGAGUAGAUUCAUACCUGGUGGCAUUGAUCGUGGACUAUCUUACAGACAGACCUCAGUAUGUGCGUCUCAGGAACUGCAGGUCUGACAUUGUGGUCAGCAGCACAGGAGCGCCACAGGGGACUGUACUUUCUCCGGUCCUGUUCAGCCAACAUACAUUGGACUUCCAAUACAACUCGGAGUCCUGCCACGUGCAAAAGUUCGCUGAUGACACUGCUAUCGUGUGCUGCAUCAGGAGUGGGCAGGAGGAAGAGUAUAGGAACCUAAUCAAGGACUUUGUUAAAUGGUGCGACUCAAACCACCUACAACUGAACACCAGCAAAACCAAGGAGCUGGUGGAGGAUUUUAGGAGUCCCAGACCCCUCAUGGACACCGUGAUCAUCAGAGGUGACUGUGUGCAGAUGGUACAGACCUAUAAAUACCUGGGAGUGCAGCUGGAUGAUAAAUUGGACUGGACUGCCAAUACUGAUGCUCUGUGUAAGAAAGGACAGAGCCCACUAUACUUCCUUAGAAGACUGGCGUCCUUCAACAUCUGCAAUAAGAUGCUGCAGAUGUUCUAUCAGACGGUUGUGGCGAGUGCCCUCUUCUACACGGUGGUGUGCUGGGGAGGCAGCAUAAAGAAGAGGGACGCCUCAUGCCUGGAUAAACUGGUGAGGAAGGCAAGCUCUAUUGUUGGCAUGGAGCUGGACAGUUUGACAUCCGUGGCAGAGCAACAGGCGCUGAGCAGGCUCCUGUCCAUCAUGGAGAAUCCACUGCAUCCACUGAACAGGAUCAUCUCAGACAGAGGAGCAGCUUCAGCGACAGACUGCUGUCACCGUCCUGCUCCACUGACAGACUGAGGAGAUCGUUCCUCACCCACACUAUGCGACUCUUCAAUUCCGCCUGGGGGGGUAAACGUUAACAUUAUUCAAAGUUAUUGUCUGUUAUACCUGCAUUGUUAUCACUCUUUAAUUUAAUAUU
Messenger RNA from Erpetoichthys calabaricus (reedfish), 999 nucleotides. RefSeq lists its product as uncharacterized. Gene Ontology annotation, molecular function: methyltransferase activity; 2-oxoglutarate-dependent dioxygenase activity. The transcript has 2 exons. The record is from RefSeq and is a predicted model, not a curated record. Lineage: Eukaryota; Metazoa; Chordata; Cladistia; Polypteriformes; Polypteridae. The coding region runs from base 39 to 878 and encodes 279 amino acids.